Molecule: messenger RNA, 523 nt
Organism: Chrysoperla carnea
Lineage: Eukaryota; Metazoa; Arthropoda; Insecta; Neuroptera; Chrysopidae
Exons: 2
Coding region: 290-514 (74 amino acids)
Source: RefSeq, a predicted model, not a curated record
UUGUUACUGGCUAGUUGGUUGGAUGAUAGAGCAGCUCUCUUACAUGAUUAUGAGAAAGUUAUUAUUUUGUUUACAAACUUUUAAUUCUUAAAAGUAAUAAAAAACAAAAAGUUUUUGUAAACUGAUAACAACAAUUUAUUUAAUGUUAAACGUUAUGAUAAAACAGUCAUUGGAUUUGAGAUAUUGAAUAUCAUUUUUUACAAUUUUGUGUGUAGAUUGUGUGUUUUGUUUAUUUUUUGACACCUUUAUUUGUUUUUAUAAUUUUCACAGAAUCUCAAAACAUCAAAAAAUGGAAUCAUAUUUAAUGGAUAUCCAACGUGUACGUAUACCACGACCAAAAUUUACAUCUGAGAAUGGUCGACGACCACACGAACCACCAAAAGAUUACCAUUUAGACGAUCAUGUGAAUGCAGCCAAUAAAAUUAAUACACGAGUAGGUGGUGUAUCGUCGCGUAAUGAUUUCAUUAAAACCGCGGAAACGUUACAACGGCUUACAAUACAUGAUAAUAUUUGAAUGGAUUUG